Aplosporella prunicola CBS 121167 is the source of this 1470-nucleotide messenger RNA. RefSeq lists its product as uncharacterized. The transcript is spliced from 5 exons. Lineage: Eukaryota; Fungi; Ascomycota; Dothideomycetes; Botryosphaeriales; Aplosporellaceae. The record is from RefSeq and is a predicted model, not a curated record. The coding region runs from base 1 to 1470 and encodes 489 amino acids. Gene Ontology annotation, molecular function: RNA binding.
AUGUCUGACACUGCUGCCUCCGGGAGCUCUCUCCCUCCCCCGCCCGCCUCGGCAGGCGCGCCGGGCUACGACAACGGCGCCCAGGGCAACGGCCAGGGCCACAUGCCUCCUCCCCCGCUCGCGCCCGUCAUAAUCCCCCAGAACACGAAUCCCAUCCCCACGGCCAUCAGCUCCCCAAUGUCCGCCAGCGUCAUGUCGCCUACCUCUGCCGGCGGCUACGUGCGUCGCGCCGCGCCCGAACCGAACAAGCGGGCUCUGUAUGUUGGUGGACUGGACCCUCGCAUCACCGAGGAUGUCCUGCGCCAGAUCUUCGAGACGGCCGGCCACGUCCAGAGCGUCAAGAUCAUCCCGGACAAGAACGUAGGUCGCCUUAAGUUCCAGUCUAAGGGUUUGAACUACGGCUUCGUUGAGUACGACGACCCUGGUACCGCUGAGCGUGCCAUGCAGACCCUCAAUGGUAGACGCGUCCACCACAGCGAAAUUCGCGUCAACUGGGCCUACCAGUCGAACACGCAGACCAAGGAGGACACGUCCAACCAUUUCCAUAUCUUCGUUGGUGACCUUUCGAACGAAGUCAACGAUGAGGUCCUCCUUCAGGCUUUCUCCGCGUUUGGUGCCGUUUCCGAGGCCCGCGUCAUGUGGGACAUGAAGACCGGUCGUUCGCGCGGCUACGGGUUCGUUGCUUUCCGCGACCGCGGUGAUGCCGAGAAGGCCCUGAGCUCCAUGGACGGCGAGUGGCUCGGCUCUCGCGCCAUCCGCUGCAACUGGGCCAACCAGAAGGGUCAGCCGUCGAUUGCCCAACAGCAAGCCAUGGCCUCUAUGGGAAUGACGCCCACCGCGUACGGCCACCACCACUUCCCUACUCACGGUAUCCAAUCCUAUGAUAUGAUUGUUCAGCAGACUCCCCAGUGGCAGACGACCUGCUACGUCGGUAACCUCACUCCUUACACUUCUCAGUCGGACCUUGUCCCUCUCUUCCAGAACUUCGGUUACGUCGUUGAAACCCGCUUCCAGAGCGACCGUGGCUUCGCAUUCAUCAAAAUGGACACUCACGAGAAUGCUGCCAUGGCCAUCUGCCAGCUCUCCGGUUACAACGUCAACGGUCGUCCGUUGAAGUGCAGCUGGGGCAAGGACCGUCCUCCCACCGGCCAGUUUGAAGGCUACUCGCCCGCCACUGCUGCUCCCGGCUCAGGCUUCCCGCCCACCCCUAGCGCCUACUUCCCCCAGUACGGUGGUCCUGGCCCCAUGGGCUCCCCUCAAGGUUUGUUUAUUUCCCGACCCAGCCCCGGCGCUCAACCUUUCGGCCAGGCCUCUGCUGGCUUCGGCGGUCCCGCCAUGACUUCUCCCUACCAACAAAUGCCCGGCAGUGCCGGCGGAUUCGGACGCGGCAGCAACGCUGGCCAGUGGGCUCAACCCACUCCCGGCGGCUUUGGCGGUGUCAACAACGGCUUCCAAGGUUACCAGGGCUAG